Messenger RNA from Patiria miniata (bat star), 4109 nucleotides. RefSeq names its product nuclear receptor coactivator 2-like. The transcript is spliced from 11 exons. The coding region runs from base 1 to 3627 and encodes 1208 amino acids. The record is from RefSeq and is a predicted model, not a curated record. Gene Ontology annotation, molecular function: transcription cis-regulatory region binding; protein binding; nuclear receptor activity. Gene Ontology annotation, cellular component: aryl hydrocarbon receptor complex; nucleus. Gene Ontology annotation, biological process: regulation of transcription by RNA polymerase II. Lineage: Eukaryota; Metazoa; Echinodermata; Asteroidea; Valvatida; Asterinidae.
AUGGAUGUGGAAAUAUCUCUCGGCAACAAAGAGUCUCCCAAUGGAGCCAUCACCGACGGCCACAAUGGCCACCAGCGAAUGCUGCCCUCUAUGGGCCCGACCAUGGACAAGAUGGACUUUGAUCAGCCGGACAGCAGCAGUAGUAGCGGGGGCGGAGUCAGCUUGGAAGGGGAGGCGGAGAUGCUGGUUCAUGCAAUGAACGGCUUCCUCCUGGUGGUGCAGCAAGACGGCCAGGUCGUGUUUGCCUCGCCCUCCAUCCAAGAAUACUUGGGCUUUCAGGAUGCGGACGUCAUGCACCAGUGCGUCUACGAUCUGAUCCACAAGGACGACCGUACCAACUUUCAGCAGCAGCUGAAGUACGAAAAUUGCCACGACUACGCUGAUGAUUUGGACACCCCAGAUUCACAGGCCUCGUUGGAGCGGAACUUCACAGCUCGGCUUCGCUGCCUACUGGAUGAAUCAUCAGGAUUUCUGAAUCUUCAGAUUACCGGUCGGCUGAGACCUCUGUUCGGCCAGCGUAUCCGGGGGGAGGACGGUGUGCCAGUGGACAUCGACCCGCCAGACAUGGCACUCUUCGCCAUCGUCUGCCCCAUGCAGCAGCCCUCUAUCAUGGAGAUCUACGUCCGCAACAUGAUCUUCCGAACCAAGCACGAGCUCAACUUCAAAACCAUCACUCUGGAUAGCAAGGCCGAGGACGUCCUAGGCUACAAUGAAGCCCAGUUUAAGAUGGUCACCGGUUAUCACUACUUGCACUACGAGGACAUCAUCUACUGCUCCGAAAUGCACAGCAGUUUGGUCCGCAAGGGAGAGUCAGGCUUCAUCUACUUCCGGCUCAUGACCAAGUCCUCCAAGUGGCAAUGGGUACAGGCCAAAGGUCGGGUCAUCUACAAGAGCGGCAAACCGGACUACCUUGUGUCCACGCACAGGCCUAUGAGCGAUGAGGAGGGAGAGCAGCAUCUGAACGCUCGUGGCGAACCCUUCAAGUUUCCCUUCAGCGGCUCGGCCAAUCUGUACGACUGUAACCCGCCCUACCCACCGAUCCCCAUCCCAAAAGCUAUUCUGGAAGGCAGAGCCAAGUUUCCGGCCAAUUUCCCACCCUUCCUGGGUGAUGGUCCUCCUCCUGGUUUCCCAGCUGGCAGCAUGCCUCCAGGAUUCCCACCCUUCCCCGGCGAUGGUCCACCGCCCGGGUUCCCCCCAUUUCCUGGGGAUGGUCCACCAGGGGGAUUCCCGUCAGGCGGUUUCCCGCCCAAUGGUUUCCCGCCCUCUGGUCCCCCACCCGGGUUUGAAGGUGGCAUACCUCAGAUGCCAGCUGGCGUGGAUCUUCCGGGGUUGUCGAGCCCUGCUUCUCGCCAAGUAGAGCGCAGACCAAAGCUGGUCGCCAAGAGGCAUCUCAGCAAACCACCGCAUGGCACUCCACCUCCGAACGUCACCGUCAAUCCAGCCAAUGGUACCAUCGACUUCAACCCGAUGUCCAGACUACCCCAGAUGGUGUCUUCAACAUCCGGGUCAUCGGUUCAGGUGCCUAAGUCUCACCCCGUCACGUCUCAGCCUUACCGGUCUGCUGCUCAGCAGGAGCAGCUGAAGCAAGAGCUGAGGAAGUUCACCCAAGCCUUCCAGAAAGUCAGCAUGAGAGAGGAGGCCAACGCGAGAGCCAUGGCUGAUAGAGGUUAUGCUGCCAUGAACGACUUUACUCAGACAACAGAAGCGAUGCAACCUUCACACUCUGGAACUGCGACUAACAUGAUGGAUGCCCAUUCAUCCAGUCAUCUGUCAGUUAUGAAUUCCAAUCCCCAGACCUUUGAGCCUGUGAACACUGGCGUCUCAGAACCAGUGGAUUUGGACUCAGACUGGAUAAUUCUGAAGACGUCUCCGCAAUCAGUGGACGAGGAUUUCAGCGAGAGCUGUGCCCUUUCAUCCACUGUGCCUCUUAGCUGCAGAUCAGGUGCUUCCUCCAACCCCUACCCCAAUCAACAGAACAUGACAAAUCCCAGCAACCAUCCGGCUGUCUCUUACGCAGCACCCCCACCUAGCUCCAACACACCAAGAAAUGCCUCAGCAACACAUCCACUCACUCAUCAUCCCCCAGCUAAUCAGCAGUCUACCUUUACCCAACCUCCCCAGAGCAACCAUCCACAGAUGGACUUGAUGAGUUCAACCAGUGAGAUUCCCUCUUUCAAUGAUUCCCUUGCUCCCAUCUCCUUUGAUGAACUCAUCCCCUCCCUCACCCCAAGUGAUACCCCUCAAACGGACUUGCAGAGUGCAAAUGGUCUCCCGUGCAACGGUCUUGGAUAUGAACCAGUGACCAACGAGGUGAGUCCAAUCCAACAGUCAGCCUUCCCCCUAGAGAGCUCAUCUCUGUCAAUGUGUGCUGGGCAGCAGGUACCUGCAUCCCACCCUUUCCCACAGACAAUGAACUCUCCUCGGAUCCCUCAAACCACCGAUCAAACCAGCGUCUUCAACAGUAGCUUGGACUCCACCACCACCCUGGACUUUGGCAGCAUAAGCGAGCAGUCAUCUGGUCUUGGCCAGAGACAGGACAGCAUGAGUACAACCUCCUCAUCCAGUCCAUCAAGUAGCAUCGACAAUGAUGGAAAUCUGAGAACCAACUGGCCAUCCGAGCAAAACAUCAGCAGCCCACCCGAUGUCAAAUACCCCCUAACGGACGAACAGCUCCUGGCCUGCGCUACUGCCCUCGACAAACACAACAGUUUCCCUUCCCAAAUGAAUAGCUUCCCACAGUUCAACGGCCUUACACCCACAAGCCAGCUCCACCAGCGACCCACCAACCUCCACAACCUCUCCCAGCAACAACAGCAGCAACAAUUUCAGCAGUAUUGCCAGCCCCACAACAUGGGCAGCCCUCGGCAGGCCUUUGCGCCAGACAACAGCGCCUUGAAUCAGUUCAACGUGUCGCAGCAAGGAAUGGUACAGGAGAGCCUUACUGAGCAGAACUUUGUCAAACGAGAGCAGAUCCUAAAUCAUAAAAUCAAUCCCCGGCAGCAGCAACUCAUCAGUACACCGACGAAUCCGCACAUAUCACCGCCGGCCUACCCUGGAGUUGUUGGGAGACCCUUGGAAAAUGGUUUCCAUCAUGAAGUUAAUGGCUAUGGUGCCUUCACCGAUAUCACCCAGGACCUACUGAUGCCUAACGGGGAGCUCAACGGUGGAUUGGUCCCAGACCAAGAAGCCUUCCUGGUGCAGCAGGAAUUUGAAACCAUGAGUGGAAACUAUGCAGACCGAUCACUAGCCUUCCAACAGCAGGGAAGUGACCUGCAACAACUGCAGCAGCAACAGGAACGACUAGAGCGGCAACAGCAGCAGCUGCGGCGCAAACAACAGUUGCUGCACCAGCAACAGCAGCGACAGCAACUGCAGCAACUGCAGAAGCAACAGCAGCAGUUGCAGAAGCAACAACAGCAGCAGCAGCUGUGGCAGAAACAGCAGCAACUGCAGCAGCAGCAACUGCAGCAGCAGCAACUGCAGCAGCAGCAACUGCAGCAGCAGCAACUGCAACAGCAGCAACUGCAGCAGCAACAGCAGCAGCAACAGCAGCAACUGAACUACAUGCCAAACUUUCUUGACAUGACAACAACCCAGGAGCAAAUUUACCUGAAUGGCGUGCCCUGAUAAAAAAAAAAGGCCCAACUCCAAACUUCCUUUUUUUUCGGAUGCAACCAAAAGACUUAGAAAAAACCCAAACAGUGUGUGCAGCUCUCACCAAACCUUUGCAUUAUAACCCAUUAAGCACCUGUACUACAAUGUAUUACACUGUGUUUAUUCACUGAAGAAUCAAUCAAACCAUACAUAGGCCAUCAGCCUGGGGGUUUGGUCAGUAUCAAAUCAGGGCAUAAAUGAUAAUAGUGCGCAUGCGCAAGGUAUACCACCCCUAGAGUGGUAACAAGCAUUUUGAUGGAUAUUUUGUAAAAAAAAGGCGAUAACACCCAAAAAGCUGCCACCACUGCAAUGCUGUCACGUAUUUUAUAACUCUGGAGGUGUAUACCUUGCCAAAAAUCGCUGUGACGAUUAUUCCCCUCAUUUGAUACCGGUGGCCAAAAUUUUGGACCGAGGCUGAUGGCCUAACAGUGCUUGGGCGGUUUCGGCUGCAACAG